This is a messenger RNA of Trichophyton verrucosum HKI 0517, 1008 nucleotides long. RefSeq lists its product as uncharacterized. Bases 1 to 1008 code for a protein of 335 amino acids. NCBI's taxonomy places the organism in Eukaryota, Fungi, Ascomycota, Eurotiomycetes, Onygenales, Arthrodermataceae. The record is from RefSeq and is a predicted model, not a curated record. The transcript has 2 exons.
AUGGCCUCGUUUGGGGUUGAAAUAGAACUCCUCAUAAAGCCCAAACCCCACAUGCUAGGAGUAGCUGCCCAGCAUGGUUAUGCCGUGGGGAAUAUCCCAAGGAUCAACAUGCUUGCAUUACACAAAACACUUGUUGAGCAGUGCUUGCUUUGGAGGUUGCCAGUUGAGCUAUACAACGAGGACAGUGAUUACAAGGAAAAAUGGCAGGUGGCUGCCGACGCCUCAAUUAUGGCCAAAGAUGGGUUUUUUGGUGUGGAAAUAAUCACCAGCAUACUCUAUACUGAUAAACCGUGGGAGAAUCAGUUAAACCUUUUCUGGUACACGUUGACGGACAGCUUCGAAGUCCGGGGUGACCCGUCCUGCGGAGCCCACAUACAUUUCUCACCUGUAGGGGGGUUCACUUUAGCCCAACUAAAAAAGCUCACUGCAUUCGUCACCGUAUUUCAGCCCGCCAUCACGGCGUUGAUACCAUCCGGCAGGCGUGGCACAGAUUGGUGCCACGCGAACGCAGAAAUCAUUCCGGAACUCAGGGCCAAAUAUAUGGCUGGGCGGCCAGUUCUCCUGGCCUGGAUCGAAGGAUUUUCCGACAAAUCCGAAUUGUGGGAGAACAUUUCUCCCAACAAGACUGUGGCUUGGAACUUCCGAAACGCGCGCGAAGGUGGAUGUGGUACAGUGGAAUUCCGGCAGCCACCCGGUGUCGUGAGCAACGCGGCUACCAAAAGAUGGGUGGCCAUUGCGCUAGCCCUAUUCGCCGCCGGUGUCGAGCCGUGGCUGGCGUACCCCGUUGCUGCUCCGACAGUGGAGGACUUGAAGAUUGUUCUGGAGCAUAGCGCCUCCCGGAUAGGGGUAUCACACCUGCUAUCAUUCGACGGGGCGAGCGAACAGACGAUCCCGAUUAAUACGCUGAGUGCGGAGGAGAGAGAGUACAUCACUCUCCUGAAGGCUCAGAAGCCAAGUAUUUUCGCCGAAAAUCUGGAGCGGCGUGGAGGACGCGGGUCCUCCCCAUGA